Molecule: messenger RNA, 5823 nt
Organism: Lingula anatina
Lineage: Eukaryota; Metazoa; Brachiopoda; Lingulata; Lingulida; Lingulidae
Molecular function (GO): protein binding
Source: RefSeq, a predicted model, not a curated record
UGUAACAUUCCAGGGAUAAGCUCAUUUCACCGUUCACUGAUUCAUAAUCAUCCCAUAAUCGACUAGAAUAGAAUAUUUUAUUUGGUCGGCAUAUAAUGCGUGUUUUUCUCUUAGAGGGCCUCAACUCCGUUCCUGGAUUGCAUGGCCUUGUUGUUCACAUUCACAGACUUUGUGGUAAUGGCGGCACACCGCAACAUCUGUAAAACACAUUGUUCUGAAAUUGGCUAUCGAGAGAAUGCACAAUUCUCACAGUCAGGCAACAGAGCAGGUGUAAGGCAGAAUUAGGCAGAAUUAAUCGGAAAGCAGCAACACUGAGUCAGCACAAAUUGCUGUUUCUGUUCUCAUCUGCAGACGAUCUGUCACUGCCAUUCAUUCAAAAGAGAUGACUCAAGCAAGAUGAUAAAGAAACCAUUCUGGGGAGAGAGAAUAUAUUUUCAGAUGGCAGCAAACUACUUAGUGGGGAAAUAAAUCACAGACUUCAAUCCAGAAAACAGAUGGCGAGAUGCAAGAAAGAUGGAGAUAUUCUGAAGACUUAGGUGCAAUUUCUGGCUUAUGAGGAAAAAGGAAAAACAUUCAGUCUGUGAAGAUGAAGUAUUAAUUAAAAUUCAGUCUUGGGAAAAGAGAUUUAUUCAGGUGGUGGUCAACUAUUUAGAACAGAAAUAAAUCAAUGAAUUCAAUCCACAAAACAAGAUGCAACUGAGAUGGCAAAAUCAUUCUGAAGAUUAAUAUAUUAUAUCUGGUCCACCAAAAAGGGAAACACACUCGAUUUGUGAAGAAAAUACACACUGGUUCAAGUGGUAUAACUGAUGGAGAAAUAAUUUUUAUGUGUAACAGAGAGGAACUAUUUUAACUAAGGGGGAAAGAAAAAGGAGAAAGCAUCUGGAUAAUAUAGAAAUCUGUGAGCAGACAAGGAACAAAGAUUGCAUUGGCUCCAAUAAAAUGAGACACUGGUUUAUGUCAUAUGAAAAACUGUUGUGGUUUGAUUGAUAAUUCAGAGGAUUUUCACAAGGAUUAACCACCCAAUUCUAAAAAUACAGAAAUAAAUAAAAACUAUUCAGCAGAUAGAUACUACAUUCAGAUGAUGGUGAAACCAUCCAGGCAACUCAUGAAAUCAGUCCACAAAAUUAGCAGUGAGUUAGUAUGGUCAACUUCCCACAGAUCAGAUAAAGAACCAAACCCCAGGAAUGAUUUACAGAAGGAACUGGGUAUAUUGACAAUCUGUUCAGAGUAAUAGAAAACUCUAUCGUGCAGAGGACAAUAAAAUACAUUUUCUAGAGAUAAAGAGUAUUGAGAAUCAGCCUGGAAAGAUAAACAAUUUCAUUUAGAUGAAGCAAACAUCUAGGGCAGAGAGAGAUAUUAGGGCAGAGAGAGAAAAUUAUUCUGACAGAUGACACGUACGGUCUGUCCGGAGGAGUGGACAGAAAACCAUUCUGCAGAGACUGUUACAUUAAUCAGCAAAUAUUCUAAAACAUUCUCUGGAAGUACUAUAACAAUUUAUUUUUUAUCCUGGCGUAAAAGGAGAUUGGAAUAGAAAACAUGCAUAAUUGAUAAACAGACCCCAAAAAAUGAAAUGAUGAAGUAAACAUCCAUAAUUUGCAGAAACAGGAACAGUUCGCAAAGAUACAAUUUCAGUUUUUUUGUAUGACAAAAAAUUGAAACCAUUCAAGAGACACUUAACCUAUUUCUUUCAAGGGAAUUCAUCUGGUGUGUUAAUUAUAGAGGAGGAAACAAACAUGCCAUAUGAUACAGAAAUGAAGGAGAUGUAAACAUCCACAUUCUGAAGGGGGAAAAAACAUCAGGGAUUGUAGUUACAGACCGUGAUUGAUGGCUUGCCACUCCUAAAUGGAAUCAAAGAGAGAAAAAACCUCAAAACAGACACAGUCCUGUAAAUGCUCACAACUGACUUAGUGGCGCAGAAAAGAUGAAAUUGAUAAAUGCCUGCACUUCUCAGUAUGAUCAUUCAACAAGUUAUAUCAUACAAUAAUUUUAAGAGCUCUGAAGUAAUCAGCUAUAUAGAAAUAGUGGGAGGAGACUAAGUGCUGCAAUUAGUCAGAGCUGAGAGGGCACGCCCUGGAGGAUACAUAUAUAUAUAUAUGUACGAAACCUCAAUAAGACCGAUAUCGUGAACACUUGGCACAACUGCUGUUGUAGUAACGCAGCAUAUGUGGAUGGUUAGGGGUCAAGAACUGCACUUGAUUUAUGAAACAAGGAGUCCCUGAGGGUAGGUUUUAAUCAUGAUGCUAUGAAUAUUGAAAUAAGGCAGAAAUAAUACAGAUUGGACUGUCAGCCAGAGCUGUAGUAACCUUGAGGCAAUACGUACUCCACUUGUAGAAAAACUCUAAUAACUACAUAUUUCAUCGAGGUUGAAAUAACAAAGGUUUGGCAUGACUGGAAUUGCAGUGCAUGGUGUUUCAGAUUAAAACUGGGAGGAUACAGAGGAUAAGAAUUUAUCAUAAGUCAUCACAACAUUAAUCUUGCAGCUGAAAUACUGUCUGAUACAGUUAACUGUACGUGUGUUUUUUAGUGGAAAUAAACCCCCCCUACAGUGCAUGACACAUGACUCAAUGCCAAAGAUUCUGGAUACUAGCAAAAGGCAGCUUUGAGAGACAACACAGUGUGGUGAUUGAUCAGGCUGUUAGCCAUCUGGGCUGGGAAGAAUAUUCAUACCACAAUAUCAAUAUUGGGGAAAUACUACAGAAACGCAGGAUCUCUUGCAGGAACUAGGUUCAGAGUAUCAACAGGGAAAUUGUCACAUAUGCCAUAAGAAAGUUGAAGUUGAGAAAGAUAACACAGUUGUAAUUAAAGACAGUGUGACAACAACUACCACAUCUGCUGGACCUGAUAAUACGGGAUUCAUUGUACUUUUAUUGGAUUCCAGGUUUCUGACUCUGCCACUGUGCCUUUCCUUAUGACAAAGUUACAUCUUUAUUAGCAGUAACGCUGACCUCCAAGCUGAUUACAGUGGAUUGAUUGCAUUUUUAAUUCUCGGGGAGAUUCUGACAUCAGCACAAUAAAUUCAUUUCUGGGAGGAUUAUUUGCAACACUGACUUGACAUUUCAGCACUGGAUUGAUUACAGAGCGGCACUGUGUAUGAUAUUCAGCAUUGGUUCUGCUAGAGCACAGCUAGCUUAGCACAGAUAUAUAAUCAUUAUAUAGCCACAGCAUAAGCUUAAUGCUCAAAGGUAAGCUGUCCCCACCAACUUAGGACUGUGAGCAUCACAGGCAGCCUUUUGUAUUUGACUUAAGAACGGAUUACACGUGCAUCCAUGCAGUGAGUGCCCGAAGUCAAUCAGGGAUUAAAAGUUUAAAUGCGGAUAUAUCUCUGUCACAGGUUGUUUAUUUCCACAUCAUAUAUAUGUUUGUGUAUUAACAGUACCCUCCACAUGUAACUCUGACUUGGUAAAUAAACCACAGCAAGGACUGUAAACAAGAGCAACUACGUCUGGUCUUGGAAUAUUGUCUGCUCAUCGCAAAACAAUACUCUGAGAGUGCUUGUGCUGUGGAGAGCAUGAGGCAGACACAAAGGACUAUUUUUACAGACAAUUGAUUGCUUUCAUUAACUGCACGACCUUAAAAAUGGUCCGUAAAGGGAUAUGUUGACAAUGUUUUGCAAAAACGGCUGGUGUUCUCUGGUAAGCUAAUGGGUUUUAUUUCCUCACAGAAGACGUCAUAUGCAAAUUGUGAAUUAUAGGACUUCAGAACCAGUUGGCCUUCAUACCAAACAUGGAAUUGAGAAAGCUUACAGCAUUAAAUUUUUACCUUGAGGACUUUUGAUGUAAUAGUUGAUGCAUAUAACAAGACUUGGAACAGUGAAACCAGGGAUAGCAGCAACACCAGGACUAUCAGGUGGUAUUAACAAUACCAGUGGUAAUAACAGUAUCAGUGUUGCCAUUAUAUUAUGGUUUCAGCAAUCUCAACUUUAAAGUUAUCAUUCAAUUAAAUUUGGGGAAAAAACAUUGAAUAACAUUACACCAAACAGUAACAACAACAGGAGAAAGACUGACAAUGUCACAAAUACUCUCAGAUGUCAGAGUAGUGGCAAGCGCCAGCUCAUCGUUGGACAUAAAAUGGACUGUGAACACUCUGAACUCCGUCACAGGCUUCGUUGUCCGUCACCAGCAUGAGGGUAGUCAACGAAUCAUCAAGAGCACUCUCCUGGAGCCCAGUAUCUCCAGUUACGUUAUUGAUGACCUGGAUGCGAACACGCAGUAUCGAGUGUGUGUGGACGUGUACAGUAAGAACUUUACGAGUCCCAGUGCCGUGUGCAUAGAUGCCUUAACCUCCAGCUGGCAUGUGCCCGUUUCUAUUGGUAGCAGCAUAGGGGCCCUAUUAGCUCUUGUAAUUAUUGUAAUUAUUGUAAUGGUGGCAAGAUUCAAAGGGAGCAAACGUACACGGAAGUUCAAAGCAAAUGGAGAAGUUGGGAAGUCCUUCUUCAGUAGCACUGAGACAGAAGCUAGUAGGAAUUUUGAAAUGAGUGAGAUAUCUAUUCAUGCUGAUGACGAAUGCUCGUUCUAUUCAGAAAACUAUGAGGAUGACCUUAACCUUGGUGACCCCCGCCUCGAUGCGGGAGAGAAUGCAAAGCUGAAUACAUACUACAUGCAAGUAAAUUCAACGACAGGAAACAGCGAAGGGGAGACGAGCAUUACACCGGUCCGUAACCCAAGGCAAGUCCACUGGAGUUUCAGUGACAGGAAAUAUUCACAGGAACCAGACUCACAUUCUGAUAUAGGUCAAGGUCAAGGUCAGAAUUCCUUGGAUACAAAAGGAUUUUGCAUGUCAACAGAUGCUGACCUGGGAGUUGAAAAAAAGUCAACUCCAAAUGGUAAGAGACUGGACCUGCAGAGAGGAUGCCCUCUGGUAGCAAAUUCACUUAGCUGUGCAGAUCAAGGUGAAGGUAAAUGUCAAGGUCAUCAUACAUGUGAACUGUCCCCAGAAGUAAAAUGUUGCACAUUAGGCUGUUCACAUUCAAAUUAUACAUGCUUAGGCAGUCCCAACAGGAACAUGCCUUACAAUACUGAAGUGUGUCGCAGCUCCAACAUGUUGAAAGAGCCCAACAUACAGAACUCGCCAUGUAUGUGUUCUCUCACUACGGCAGAUGUACACGUGCACAGACCAGGCAAGGGUGUCACCCUCACACCUAGUCCAAUUUUAAAGAAAAACAAUAACAAUGUUGACUGUGAGAUACAAGUCCCAAAACGCUGGACAAAAAGAGAAGCUGUUAAAGAACACGAUCCUUCCGAGGCAAACAUGGCUGCUCGUGACUUUGUUGAGCUACCCGAAGGGUGGCCUAAUGUUGCCAUGGAAACACAAUGUAAGGAUCUUUUUCGGAAUAUAUCUGCACCGGGAUGUGUAGAGGCAGCCAGCAUUCAGCCUAUUUGUACAGUGGAAGAUGAAAUAUGAUUUUUAGACAAUAUUCAACAUGGUGUGACUACUGAAAUAUUCAUGUAUAAUCUGCUGUGACUGCAAGGAUUGCUGCUAACCACCGAUUAUGAAUAUUGCAAAUGCACUUAAGUGAUGCUACAGCAUUAUUCUUUGCCAUAAACUAAAGAAAAUGAGGACAUAUUCUGAUUAUAGAUAAUUAAACAUCUACUUAUGUACUAUCAGCAUGGCAAAAUUGUGAACAUCAAAUUAUCGGAUGUUUUAAGUUUAAAGGGAACUUUUCAAAAUGGAAAAUGGUGGCUUAUUCGAAGAGACCUUCAAGAGAUAUAUAGAUCUGUAGGAAGUAGACUUGUGCAACUCACUCCCUUUUCACAUCCAGUGAUACAGCUUCUGUACUGCACCAUUUAGACUGGCCAUAAAAGAACUACAUUUGGGGAGGGGAGG